Manacus vitellinus (golden-collared manakin) is the source of this 3382-nucleotide messenger RNA. RefSeq names its product thiopurine S-methyltransferase (gene TPMT). Lineage: Eukaryota; Metazoa; Chordata; Aves; Passeriformes; Pipridae. Bases 249 to 842 code for a protein of 197 amino acids. The transcript has 8 exons. The record is from RefSeq and is a predicted model, not a curated record. Gene Ontology annotation, molecular function: thiopurine S-methyltransferase activity.
GGUGGGUGGGUUGGUCUGCUUACUUGAAAAGACAAACAGAAAAUAGAACAACCAUAAAUGUGCUAAUUUCUGACAGAAAUGAAAUUUACUUUCUAAGUAAAUGGGAGGUGAAUGUUUUUAUUUCUAAUGGCAUGAAGCAGGUUGAGCUAAGAACCUGUGUUGCAUCAUGCAGUUUCUGUGCUACCUGCCACAGCGUGUAGCACUUGGUGUUUAAUGUGUCAGCACAAAUACUUGCAGAGUUAAGUAAAAUGUGUCUUCUUCUGCAGGCUCCUCCAGAAGUAUCUGGAUGUUCUUUUAAAUGGCAAGAGUGGACUGAGGAUAUUUUUCCCACUUUGUGGCUGGCAGACAUGGGACACAACGUUGUUGGUGUGGAAGUAAGCGAACAAGCACUGAAGGAUUUUUUUUCAGAACACAGUCUGCCUUAUUGUGAGGAGCCAGUCCCAGAGAUUUCAGGAGGAAAAAUGUUCCAGAGUACCUCUGGCAACAUUUCCCUGUACUGCUGCAGUAUUUAUGAUUUGUCCAGCUCAAUAGUUGGUAAGUUCGAUGGAGUUUGGGACAGAGGAGCUCUUGUAGCUGUGAAUCCAUGUGACAGACAACGCUAUGCCAGUUUGAUGAUCAACUUAAUGGAGAAGAAUUCUUCUUAUCUCCUUGUUACGGUUUCAUAUGAUCCAAACAAACACAAAGGCCCACCAUUUUAUGUUCCUGAAUCUGAAAUUAAAAGCUUGUUUGGCAGCUGCUGUGAAAUUCAGUGUCUUGAAAAAGUCGAUGACUUCUCAGAAAAGCACAAACAAUGGGGAUUAGAUUAUUUUCUGGAGGUUGUGGAGAACAGGAGGGGUGCCUGAGGACUGAAGAAAAGACAGUGUCACUCCAGUCUUCAAAAGGGGCAAGAAGGAGGACCUAGGAACCUGCACGCCAGUCAGCUUCACCUCAAUCUAUGGAAAGGUGAUGGAACAACCCAUCCUGGAUGUCAUCUCUAAGCAUGUGGAGGAAAAGAAGGUUAUCAGGAGUAGUCAACAUGGAUUCACCAAGUGGAAAUCAUGCUUGACUUAUAGCCUUCUAUGAUGCAAUGACUAUCUGGGUAGAUGAGGGAAGAGCAGUGGAUGUUGUCUACAUGGACUUCAGCAAGGCUUUUGACACUGUCUCCCAUAACAUCCUCAUAGGUAAGAUCAGGAAGUGUGGGUUGAGUUAGUGGACAGUGAGGUGGAUUGAGAACUGGCUGAAUGGCAGAGCUCAGAGUGUUGUGGAGAAUCUAGAUGGAGGCUGGAGCAAGCGGUGUUCCCAAGGCUCAGUACUGGCUCCAGCCAUGUCCAGCUUAUCCAUCAAUGACCUCAAUGAAGAGACAGAACAUACCUGCAGUAAGUUUGCAGAUGAUACAAAACUGGGGGAGUGGCUGACACAGCAGAGUGCUGUGCUGCCAUCAGCAAGACCUGGACAGGCUCAAGAUCUGAGCAGAGAGGAACCUAGUGAAUCUCUGUGAAGGCAAGUGCAGGGUCCUGCACCUGGGGAAGAAUAAGCCCGGGCAUCAGCACAGGCUGGAAAGUAACUCUGCGGAGAAUGACCUGGUGGUCAACAAGAUAGACAGCAGUGUGCCCUUGUGGCCAAAAAGGCCACUGGUCUCCUGGGAUGCAUUAGAAAGACUGUGGCCAGCAGGUCAAGGGAGGCGAUCCUGCCUCUCUAAUGAGCCCUGGUGAGGCCACAUCUGGAGUGCUCUGUCCAGUUCUGAGCUCUUCAGUACAAGAGAGACCUGGACAUACUGGAGUGAGUCCAGCAGAGGGCUAUGAAGAUGCCUAGUGGACUAGAGCAUUUCUCUUAUGAGAACAGGCUGAGAGAGCUGGGAUUAUUUAUCCUGAAGAGGACAAAACUGAGAGGAGAUCAUUAAUGCUUACAAAUAUCUUUAAUGUCAGGUGUCAAGAGGAUGGGACCAGACUCUUUUCAGUGUUUCCCAGCAACAGGACAAAGAGCAACAGGCCCAAACUGAAACACAGGAAGUUCCAUCUGAAUAUAAGGAAAAACUUCUCUACUUUGAGGGUGACAGAGUACUGGAACUUCUCCCCUUUGCAGCUUGUUUUGAAAGGAAAGUAUGAUUGCAAUGUAGUGUAUUCAUCAAGAAUAGAAGUAAAAGCCAUGAGGUUUUUUAGACUGUUGUAGUCCUAGAGCUGCAAAUGGGUCUAAUGAUUUUAGCACAGCAGUCCUCACGCCUACAGCCCAUUGCAACACUCGAUAUUGCUUGUAGAUACUCAUGUUUCAAGGUCAGGUCGACAGAGAGAAGAGAUGUAGCCAGUGGGCCAGGGCAAGCUCAGAGCUGUUAUUUUUGUAUGUUUUCACUUCUGGUCACUACCGCAGCUACCAGGAUAAAGCAUCUCCUUUCUUUGAAUCCAGAAAUUUUUUUCUAGAUGCAACGUGAGAGCUGCUGAAUUUUAUCUCAGACUUCCAGACACAUGAUAGCCUCAGAAGGCCAGGUGCUUGACAUGAGGCUGCUGCAUGCUCUGUGAUGUCCUGUGCAGGACUCUCAUGUGACAAUCUGGCAAGAGCAAUGCCAUGUGCCAAAUGAGCCAUUUUGGGAUGUGUAAGAUGCCUUUGCCAUGUGUGUGUACCCUGCAGUUACUCUGAGAAAACACCGUAAUACACCUUGCAGAACAAGCACACGCUGUUCAUUGUACCUUACAAGACGUGUAUAUUUACUUGUCUGAGAAAGGUGUCACGAGUGAUGAAUGUAAAUAUUUUCAUUGUGUUUUCUAAAGUUUUCCAGAACAGCAAGAGAAAUAUGAUAAAGAUGGUCAGAGGGACGGAGCCCCUCUCCUAUGAAGACAGGCUGAGAGAGUUGGGGUUGUUCAGCCUGGAGAAGAGAAGGCUCCAGGGAGACAUUAUAGCGCCUUCCAGUAUCUGAAGGGCCUGCUGGAGAGCUGGAAAGGAACGUUUUACGAGGGCAUGCAGUGACAGAACAAUGGGUAAUGGCUUCAAACUGACAGAGGAUACUGACACUGGCACAUGUUGCCCAGAGAAGCUGUGGAUGCCCCAUCCCUGGAAGUGUUCAAGGCCAGGUUGGAUAAGGCUCUGAGCAACACGGUUUAGUGGCAGAUGCCCCUGCCCAUGGCAGGAGGGGUUGGAACUUGAUGAUCUUCAAGGUCCUUUCCAACCAUUCUAUGGUUCUGUGAAGCUGUGGCUUACUUCCUUACUCUGGUAGGGAUAUAAAUAGCACUAGCAGUGGUGUGGUAACCCGGUAACUGGAUGUCUGUGAGGAUCUGGCGGAUAUAUGAAUAAUCUGAUGAAUAUAUGAAUAAUCCGCUGGAGACAGGAAGGCUCGGGUGGAUAUUUGAACAUUCUGCUGGAUAUUUGAAUGCUCUGGCGGACAGGGGAACGCUGAUGACCCCGGCAGGGCGGG